ACUUAUCGGUCAUCAACGAGGCCAGGAACAUGGUGUCUGACCUGCUGAUGGACUCGUCCCUGUCGCCCCACACUGUCUCUUCCCUGCGCAGCGUCAGCAGCCUUAUGGGGACCUUCUCUGGCUCCUGUCGGCCCAGGGUCAACCCCUUCACCCCCUUCCCAGGUUUCUACUCUUGUACCGAGGUGGAGGACCCUGCAGAGAGGAGCGACAGGAAGCCCCUGAAGGGUCUUAGCAGCAGGAACAGCCUGCCCACCCCCCAACUCCGCCGGGGCUCCACCUCCUCCCCUCUCCCCCCUCUGGAGUCGGCCUCCUCCCGCUGGGAACGCAACAACGGCAAGAGACCGGGACCCCACCCUGACCUCAAUAUGACCAGCCCGGGGUCUCUGUCCAAUGGGCCCAAUGCUAACCUGUUGACCAUCCCUAAGCAGAGGUCUUCCUCUGUGACCCUGACCUACCAUGCCGGGCCCAGGAGAGCAGGUGCGUCACCCAGCCUGAGUCCUGUCACCUCCAUAAGCCACUGUCCACCGGGGGGAGGUCCAUCCUCCCAGGUCACGCGCCCCCCGGUGGAGUUCCCUGACACGGCUGACUUCCUCACCAAGCCCAGCGUCAACCUGCACAAGCCCCUGGGCUACAUCCUCAGCUCCCCUGACUUCCAGGGGCCCUACCGCAGCCCCGCGGCCCUGUGCACCAGCUGUGGUCGUCAGAUGCUGAAGAACAUGCCCAGUAUGGAGGCGGGGGAGGGACACCUGCCGUUCACUGGUCAUGCUGAGGCCCAGCGCAGACGCUCAGCAGGUGAGGGGUCAGAGUUCAUGGGGGAGGCACUGAUCAGGGAGGAGAGUGUGGAGGCCGAGUCGACGGGGGACAGGAGUCCAGAUGCAGGGAGCCGGGGCCAGACAGACGAGGAGGAGCAGAGCCCCACCACAGAGCAGCAGACUCAGGAAACAGCGGGUGAGUUCAGACUAGACCCCCUGCUGGAGAACCACGAUGAACUCAUGGAGAAGAUCAACAGUUGGAACUUCCAGAUCUUUGACCUGAUGGACAGAACAGGAGGGAAGACAGGAAGAAUACUCAGCUACGUGACCUACACUCUGUUCCAGGACACUUGUCUGUUUGAGAUGUUUAAGAUCCCUGUGAGGGAGUUCAUGUCCUACUUCUGUGCUCUGGAGAACGGCUAUAGGGAUAUUCCCUAUCAUAACCGGGUCCAUGCCACUGAUGUGCUCCAUGCUGUCUGGUACCUGACCACCCGGCCUGUCCCAGGGUUCCAGCAGAUCCACAACGAGCAUGUGACAGGAAGUGACACUGAUUCAGACAGUGGGAUCUCGCCGGGUCGGGUAUCAUACGCCUCCUCCAAGAGCUCGUCCAUCUCUGACGACAGCUACGGCUGCCUGGCAUGGAACAUCCCUGCUCUGGAACUCAUGGCACUAUAUGUAGCAGCUGCAAUGCAUGACUAUGACCACCCUGGUCGCACAAACGCCUUCCUCGUAGCCACUAACGCAGCUCAGGCUGUGUUGUAUAAUGACCGUUCUGUCCUGGAGAACCACCACGCUGCGUCGGCCUGGAGCCUCUACCUGUCCCGGCCAGAGUUCAACUUCCUGGCCAACCUGGACCACGUGGAGUUCAAACGCUUUCGCUUCCUGGUCAUUGAGGCCAUCCUCGCCACAGACCUGAAGAAGCACUUUGACUUCCUUGCCGAGUUCAAUUCAAAGGUGAAUGAUGUGAACAGUCCAGGAAUCGACUGGACUAAUGAGAAUGACCGGCUGCUGGUGUGCCAAGUCUGCAUUAAGCUGGCAGACAUCAACGGGCCGGCCAAAGGGCGUGAUCUGCACCUCAAGUGGACAGAAGGCAUUGUCAAUGAGUUUUAUGAGCAGGGGGAUGAGGAGGCCACUUUGGGAUUACCCAUCAGCCCCUUCAUGGACCGCUCCUCUCCCCAGCUGGCCAAGCUGCAGGAGUCCUUCAUCACACACAUCGUGGGGCCGCUCUGCAACUCGUACGACGCCGCUGGUCUGCUCCCUGGCUACUGGAUCGACGAGGAGCGCUCUGAGGAUGAGGAUGAGGAAGAGCAGGCAGAGGACACAGAGACUGAUGAAGACGAGUUGGAGGAGGAGCUCGAACCAAAAAGGAGAAAGGGCCGGCGUCGGCUGUUCUGCAACAUCAUGCAGCACCUGACGGAGAACCACAAGGUGUGGAAGAAGACCAUCGAGGAGGAGGAGAAGAGCAAGGAGAAGCAGCAGGCCAACAGCCUGCCUCCCAGCCUGCCCCCUUCACCCUCUGACGACCAGAUCCAAGUCAUUCAGGAGGAGGAGGAAGGAGAGGAGCGCCAGUAGCAGGAGGAAGAGGAAGAGGAGGAGGAGGAGGGACAGAGCCAGGAUGCUCGGGAAGGGCGGAACAGUGAAGGAGAAAGUCCUUCAACUCCUCCCUCUUACACACACACACACAAAUAAAAACAUUUGUACACACACACACAACACAUACGUACACACACAAACUAUAGACAUAUACACAAACACAUACACAUACAGGAUGACCCUUCUGGAUCUCCACACGUUGAAAUUGUCACUGUGCCGACACUCAGACGCUAAUGCAGUCAUGUUGUUUUGAAAAAAAGGCCUUACUACUGUGAGGGGAUCCUUGCUGCAAUGGUGGGAGCCCCACUCCUAUGCACUUUCACCCCAUGGAGAGUAGACCAAGAACAAACACCAGAGCUGAGGACACUGGUGUGGAGAGGAAGAGAGGAAAGGGUCUGGAUGUGCCCUCCAUGGUGAUCUGGCUGUAACGCUGCCUUGAACGCAGAGCACUUAACUCUUCCUUAGGUACUAAAACAAAUCCUAUUAUUUACAAUAGAAGGAGAAGAAAAAACACCUUGACGUGGUUGACAUCCGUUACCAAAGCGAACAGUUCAAACGUGGAAAGACAAGAGACUGAGACUAUUUCAGGCUCACUGUCAGGAAUAUUCUAGAUCUAUAUAUCAAAUGUGCCUGUCUGAACCUUUACUGAGUCCCCUGGUCCAGACCCUAGGUUGGUCUGUGCAGUCCUCUCCCCUUGCUGGCGACACGAAACACUGUAU
Molecule: messenger RNA, 3064 nt
Organism: Coregonus clupeaformis (lake whitefish)
Lineage: Eukaryota; Metazoa; Chordata; Actinopteri; Salmoniformes; Salmonidae
Product: cGMP-inhibited 3',5'-cyclic phosphodiesterase B
Exons: 14
Coding region: 30-2324 (764 amino acids)
Biological process (GO): signal transduction
Cellular component (GO): membrane
Molecular function (GO): protein kinase B binding; 3',5'-cyclic-AMP phosphodiesterase activity
Source: RefSeq, a predicted model, not a curated record